AUGUCUGAUCCAUCCACCUCCAAGGCAAUCGGUAGUCUUGCGAAGAGACAGCCAGAUGUAACGCGCCAAGGGACCCAAAAGCUCAAAUUCGUCCCAACGCUUCCUCAGAGACGGAAGAAAGAUGAAGUCAAGCCAGAACCUGCCCCCGCGGUUAUCCCUUCCCCCUCCCAGGCAGAUCGUGGGCACGCUCGGGGGCGAGGCAAUGGAGAUGCACGAGGGCGCGGUCGCGGUCGUGGCGCCCCACCUAUCGUAGAAAUGACUGCCAGCGGUCCUUUCGCUAUGGGUCCUACCCAGGCUAGCAGCAGUGCUCGAAGAUCCGCUCUGCCUUCCAACAUCGUGUCGAGCACAUCUGCUGAUGCGUCCACAUCGAACAUUGGCGUAAAUCUUUCUCAAAUGGCCCCUCCGUCCCUCAAGAGAGAGGCCGGAAAAGCCAAAUCCGCCGUCAAGGUGGAAGAUGAAGAGGUCUACUCGGAUCCCGAUGAGGGAGUCGAGAUUAUAGAUAUGGAAAAUGUGCGGCAGAUGGACUGGAUGGCUCCCGAAAGUCUACGAAAGGAACGACAAACUACGAAGAAGGGCAAGAAAGAAGAAGGUCCAGACGAGGCUGGAGACACUACGAACUUUCUUGAUGCGCUGGACCUCAGCGAAAGCGAUGACGAAGAGGAACUCGAAGACAUCAUUGAAGAUUUCGCAACUCAGGCCGACAUGGUCACGGACGAGUCAAUGCGAGAAGACCGUCUAUAUUUAUUCCAGUUUCCUAUUCCUUUCCCCACAUUUCGAUCAAAAAAGGCCUCUGCAAUGAAUGUUGAACCACCACCCGAUCCCACAACGAAGAAGGUUUCUUUUGCGCCUGAUGUCAAACCGGAUAUGGAUGGUAUAUCCUCGAGAACAGCAUCCUCAGCGCCGUCAGAGGUUAAGAAAUCUGAUCCUAUUGACGGACUUGUUGGACAACUUGAAGUCUAUCGAAGCGGUGCCGUCAAGAUCCGGUUUGCAAAUGGUGUCCUCCUUGAUGUCAACGCAGCCACUCAACCAUCGUUCCUCCAACAAGCUGUGUACCUUGACACUGUUCAAAAGCAACUUGUGGUGCUAGGAGAGGUCAACAAGCAAUUCAUUGUUUCUCCAAACGUAGACGCGCUGUUGGAAGCACUAGAGAGCGAAGAGACUACAGCUCUUUCGAUCGAAGGAGAGGAAAGCUUGCUGACAAUGGAUCAGUCGUAA
This is a messenger RNA of Cyclocybe aegerita, 1215 nucleotides long. The record is from the annotation of a GenBank genome assembly. Lineage: Eukaryota; Fungi; Basidiomycota; Agaricomycetes; Agaricales; Hemipholiotaceae.